AUGGACCCUUUUUCCCUUCACGCUCCCGGGUUUGUUAACCUAUUAGCUUCGCAGAGCAGUAGUCCAAUAGACGUUGACUCUGCUGAGGCUGCUGUUAACUCACCCGGGUUAGUUAAACCAGCGGAAAGGAGAAAGUGGUCAACCAAAGAAGACCUUGUACUGAUUAGUGUUUGGUUAAACACCAGCAAAGAUCCGAUAGUUAGUAAUGAACAGAAGUUAGGGGCUUUUUGGAAGAGAAUUGAGGCGUAUUUCAAUUCUAGUCCUCAGCUCAUUGGCUCCCUUCCUCGAGAGUGGGGUCAAUGUAAGCAGAGGUGGGGAAGGGUGAAUGCAGAGGUCUGCAGGUUUGUGGGUUCCCAUGAAACCGCUCUGAAGGAGCAAGCGAGUGGGCAAAGUGAAAAUGAUGUCAUGAAGACUGCGCAUGACAUCUAUUUCAAUGACUACAAUGUCAAGAGAGUCAAGCAGAAGUUCAAAGGUGACAAGCAGAGAAAGUAUUCAAGCUGGUGA
Brassica oleracea var. oleracea is the source of this 504-nucleotide messenger RNA. Its product is annotated as glutathione S-transferase T3-like. The record is from RefSeq and is a predicted model, not a curated record. The transcript is spliced from 2 exons. Lineage: Eukaryota; Viridiplantae; Streptophyta; Magnoliopsida; Brassicales; Brassicaceae. The coding region runs from base 1 to 504 and encodes 167 amino acids.